CAUUUGUUUAGUAUCAGUAGAACAAUGUUGUCAAUAAGAUGUAUACUUCUUUCAUUGUUGUUUGUUUGGGCGUUACAGUGUUCGGCCACCCAAAAAAACCAAACGCUGCUAGCGGUGAAAACGGACAACAAUCGAAUAACUAUACAGCCUAAACACUACAGUGUUAAAGACAAAGAGAUAAUUAUCGGUAAAGGCAAAUUUAUAGACAGAAUCAACAGUACAGGAUGGGCUUAUUUGGAGAUCAGGACUUCACAAAAAGCCAAAGACGAAGAUCAAGCUUAUGGUGCCGGGUAUUUGGAAGGAACGUUAACCGCUGAUCUCAUAUACAGCUAUUGGUUCAAUACGGCUAAGGGCUAUUGCACCGAUCGGCCGAACGUCUGUCAACAACUAAAAGAUUACAUGACGACUAAUAAAAAUUGGAUUAAAUCGAAAUUAAACGAGUCUGACCCUUAUUGGUACCAGGUUGGACUGUAUUACAAACAACUUGAUGGGUUGUACGACGGAUACAUGCGAGGCAAGUCACCCAGUACGCCCGAUUUGACUUGGGACGAUUUAUACUGGUUAAACGCCCUGGACGACUUGGGCGACUUAUCCAUAGCUUUGUAUCCGUCAGACAUCAGUAACCGAGUCUUGGGAAGCGGAUCAUGUUCAGCUCUCAUCAAGCUGAUGCCGGACAACAAAGACAUACUCGUGUCACACGCGACGUGGAGCGGGUACGAAACGAUGUUAAGAAUUCAGAAGAGGUACAGCCUGCGGUUCAGAAAGAGCAAAAAGUCCAACAAGCUGAUUCGCGGGUUCGAUAUGUCGUUCAGUUCGUUCCCGGGUGGCAUUCAAUCCGGAGAUGAUUUCUACCUGAUAUCCUCUGGUUUGACCACUAUGGAGACCACUAUCGAAAAUUAUAACGAUUCCCUGUGGUCUAACGUGAAACCGGUUGGUCAGGUAUUGGAAUUUGUGCGAGCAAUGGUCGCGAACCGCCUGGCCGACAACCCUACCGACUGGGCGAACUUAUUCAAGCUCCACAACAGUGGCACGUACAACAAUCAGUGGAUGAUCCUCAACUAUGCAGCCUUUCAGCCGGGGAGCCCGUUGCCACCCAGAGACGUACUUCACGUACUCGAACAGAUACCCGGUCACGUGAUGCACGACGAUUUCACCGGCCACUUGAUCAACCGGACGUACUGGGCCAGCUACAACGUGCCCUAUUUUCCGUUUAUAUUCAACGUAAGCGGAAACUAUGAAAUGGAACAAAUUUACGGCUCAUGGUUCUCGUACUCCGAAACACCUCGGGCUCGCAUAUUUGCCAGAGAUCACGUAAAGAUUCACUGUGACAAAUGUAUGUUGCAUCUGAUGCGGUCCAAUAACUACACACGUGAUCCGGAAUCCCGGUGCGACUGUAGUCCACCAUAUUCGGCGGAAAAUGCGAUAUCUUCCAGGAACGAUUUGAAUCCCGCGAAUGGUACGUACCCCAUUAGAGCGUUGGGUCAUCGGUCGCACGGGGCCACCGACGUUAAAGUCACUUCAAGCCAGCUAUUCCAACAGUUACAAUUCAAAGCGAUUGCUGGCCCGACCCAAGGUAGUAACAACAGUUUAGGACCAUUUUGCUGGAGCAAAUCAGAUUUCAACGAUAAAGUCAGUCAUCUUGGCCAUCCCGACUGCUUCAAUUUUAAACCAGUAUUACAUCAAUGGUCUUUAUAAAAUAUGUAAUUAUGUUAAAUCAACUGCUGUGUUUAUUAAUAUACGAGUUUUAAAUACAUUUUAUAUAACAUC
Messenger RNA from Acyrthosiphon pisum (pea aphid), 1767 nucleotides. Its product is annotated as putative phospholipase B-like 2. Gene Ontology annotation, biological process: phospholipid catabolic process. Lineage: Eukaryota; Metazoa; Arthropoda; Insecta; Hemiptera; Aphididae. The coding region runs from base 25 to 1695 and encodes 556 amino acids. The record is from RefSeq and is a predicted model, not a curated record. The transcript is spliced from 8 exons. Gene Ontology annotation, molecular function: glycerophospholipase activity. Gene Ontology annotation, cellular component: extracellular region.